AUGCCUAUCAACCAGUCACGUGACAGUGUUUUGGCUUCCUCCCCACGCCAAUGCGGUUCCCCACCCCCGGACGGCUCCUACGUCUUCACCCAUCUCUGGGAAUUCAAACUCUUCCCCCCUCUUGCUCCUCUUUCGCCUGUUCACUCCUUGAUCGACUUGGACGAGUGCGACUCUACCUCUUACUCUAAUCACAAUUACAAUUCCAAUGACGAUUACAAUUCCAAUUACAGUCAUGGUUUCAAUAACGUUUAUCUUUCCCAGGGUGAUUACAAUGACCGUUCUCAGGGAGAGGUCCCACUUGGCAAUGGCCCGUUCCAUGACUUCCACCCCCACACCAACCCCAAAGACGACGAAGGAGACUCCCUCAUAUCGAUCAACUCGUUGAUACCCGAUCUGAACCUUUCUACUUCCAGUUUCAACUCCCGUUCCAAUUCCAACUCCAGCUCCGACGUCGAUCUGAACCUAUCCAUUUCCAACUCCAAGUCCAACGCCAACACCAGCUCCAAGUCCAAAGUCGAUUCCUAUUCCAAUCUGAACCUAUUCAACUCCAACUCCAACGCCAUUAUCGAUUCCAAUCUGAACCUCGUCCAUCCUAACCUGAACCUCGUCAAUCCCAUCGACACCACGUCCACGUCCACGCCCACGAUCCAGAACAACGGUAACGGUCAGAUGUCGAUCAACCACUUGACGGUGAAUAUGAACUUUCAUCUGGCCCCUCCACUCGAGUCUAAACUUCUACCACAACUCCUUCCGUCUACACAACCUCAACUCCACUCAGCUCCACCUCAACCCGUUCCGGCUCCACAACCUCAAGUCGAGUCUACACCACAAGUCAAGUCUACACCACACCACGAGGAGUUUACACCCCAAGUUGGGUCGGCUCCCCCACCACCACCACCACCACCACCGGCGGCGGCGGCACCACCCUCGUCCGAUCACUCCCGAAACUCAUUGGAGCAAGAUGAUGCGCGAGUUGAAGAUCAAGCUGGCCGCGCGGGCGGCAGCCGGGGGAGCGGGAGAGGGGAGUAA
Messenger RNA from Tremella mesenterica DSM 1558, 1029 nucleotides. RefSeq lists its product as uncharacterized. NCBI's taxonomy places the organism in Eukaryota, Fungi, Basidiomycota, Tremellomycetes, Tremellales, Tremellaceae. The record is from RefSeq and is a predicted model, not a curated record. Bases 1 to 1029 code for a protein of 342 amino acids. The transcript has 3 exons.